CCCGUAAGCGACUGAAGCGUGAAGCGAAGGAUGCUGCCGGCCGUCGGGGCUCUGCUGGGGCGGCGGCGGCGGCUGAGGUGGCCGGCGCCGGCUCGCGAGCACUGGCGACCGGCCGGGCGUUCACGGAGCCGGCGCGAGGCGGCCGAGGCGGAAGCGGACGCUCCGGUGUUCCAGUAUGUGGGCCAGCGCGCGGCCCGCGCCGAUCGCGUCUUCGUGUGGGGCUUCAGUUUCUCGGGGGCUCUCGGAGUGCCCACUUUCGUGGUGCCGUCCUGGGGUCCCGAACCCCGCUCCGGCCAGCGGCCGCGACGCAGGAUCCAACUGGUACCCUACCGCCUGGAUCUGGACCACAAGAUUUCCUCUGCUGCCUGUGGCUAUGGAUUCACAUUGCUAUCUUCCAAGACCAAGGAUGUUACAAAAGUUUGGGGGAUGGGACUCAACAAAGACUCUCAGCUUGGAUUCCACAGGAGCCGGAAGGAUAAAACCAGGGGCUAUGAGUACAUUUUGGAGCCCUCGCCUGUCCCACUGCCCCUGGACAGACCUCAGGAGACAAAGGUGUUGCAGGUAUCUUGCGGUCGAGCACACUCCCUUGUCCUGACAGACCGAGAAGGCGUCUUCAGCAUGGGGAACAACUCCCACGGCCAGUGUGGACGGACGGUGGUAGAGGAUGAAGUGUACAGCGAGAGUCACAAAGUGCACAGGAUGCAGGACUUCGAUGGGCAGGUGGUCCAGGUUGUCUGUGGUCAGGACCACAGCCUGUUCCUCACAGACAACGGUGAAGUCUAUGCUUGUGGAUGGGGUGCCGAUGGACAGACAGGCCAGGGACACUACAAUAUCACCAGCACACCCACCAAGCUGGGCGGAGACCUUGCCGGGGUGACGGUUGUCCAGGUUGCCACCUACGGUGAUUGCUGCUUGGCCGUGUCUGCCGAUGGAGGCGUCUUUGGCUGGGGAAAUUCCGAGUACCUGCAGCUGGCCUCAGUCACAGACUCCACACAGGUUAACGUCCCUCGUUGCCUGCCUUUCUCCAAAGUAGGCAAGGUGAAGCAGGUGGCUUGUGGUGGCACGGGCUGCGCUGUAUUGAAUGAAGAAGGACACGUUUUCGUCUGGGGCUAUGGAAUUCUUGGGAAAGGACCAAACCUCUUGGAAACGGCUCUUCCAGAAAUGAUUCCACCUACGCUCUUUGGCCUGACGGAGUUCAACCCCGAUGUGCGGGUUUCCCAGAUCCGAUGUGGACUUAGUCACUUUGCCGCACUGACCAACAAGGGCGAGCUGUUCGUGUGGGGCAAGAACAUCCGAGGGUGCUUGGGCAUCGGGCGCCUGGAAGACCAGUACUUCCCAUGGAGGGUGACAUUGCCCGGAGAGCCAGUAGACAUGGCAUGUGGUGUGGAUCACAUGGUGACUCUGGCCAAGUCAUUCAUCUGAACCUCCUCCUGGGCCUGUCCCAGGCUGGCCCCAGCCUCUGAGCUGUACCCUCAGCAACAGCUUGGCAGAGGCCGGGUGUGGGCACCAGCAGAGCUUCUGAGGGUACUGGGAGAUGGCCAGGGCCGUUGUGGAGCAGGAUGCUUGCUCUGUGUCCUCAGUGGGGACUUUAUACUAGCAAUAUGUGGACAAGGCUCUUCCUGCAUCGAGGCUCCUGCCUGCUGAACUCAGCCCAGGAUGGCUACUGUUGGCUUGGCAUGCUCCUGAGGAGUACCAGGCACAAGGACCUCAAAUGGCCUGCCCAGUUCCCUUUGUAGGUAACACAUGGUGGGAUCUGGGGAUGCGUCUUGCCUGAGACACCAUUCUUUGGGGAAGUUCACUGUUCAUGACACAUACGAUAUUAAGAGAUGGAGACAUGACAAGGCCCUCAAAGAAACUUCUUGUCCAGUCACAACAGACCACAGCAGCCUCUGGCUGGCCCCAGCUCAGCAAGAGAACCAGCUGACUUCAACUAGGGCCUCUCCGUUCAGCUGCCACCCCACAAAUUCCCCGGAAGGACACAGACCAGGAGCCCAGAAUGCCUUGGCUUGAGACUUCCUGGAGUGGCCAGUGUGAGCCAGCCUUCCCCAUGAGCCUACGAAGUGUCUCAGCUUUGGAACUUCCUCACCGCCUCGCUUUCAACAGUCCAGAAGCCUCUGAAGAAAGAAGCUGCAGGCCAGAUGCUUGUAGGCUGAGGGCUGGGUAAUCUUGGCUGGAGGGCCAGCCUUGGAGUGGGAAGCCUCACAAACCUGGAAAAUAUUUGUUUUUAAGAAGGCUUGUCUUUUCCUUCCAGAACAGAGUUUGAAAAGGUCUUUUGGAAUAAAGUCUAUUUUCUGCCUUUUUUUC
This is a messenger RNA of Acomys russatus (golden spiny mouse), 2304 nucleotides long. It is a transcript of the gene Rcc1l, whose product is annotated as RCC1 like. The coding region runs from base 31 to 1422 and encodes 463 amino acids. The transcript is spliced from 11 exons. The record is from RefSeq and is a predicted model, not a curated record. Lineage: Eukaryota; Metazoa; Chordata; Mammalia; Rodentia; Muridae.